Solanum verrucosum is the source of this 1518-nucleotide messenger RNA. RefSeq lists its product as uncharacterized. The record is from RefSeq and is a predicted model, not a curated record. The coding region runs from base 1 to 1518 and encodes 505 amino acids. Lineage: Eukaryota; Viridiplantae; Streptophyta; Magnoliopsida; Solanales; Solanaceae. The transcript has a single exon.
AUGGAUAAAAGUUGGUUAAAUAUUAGGAAUAGAGUUGAUCAAAGGUAUAGAGAUGGAGUGGAAGGUUUUCUUAAUUGGACAUUUAGUCAACCCGGGGUGAACACUAUGAUUCGAUGUCCUUGUAAAGGGUGUAUGAAUACAGUGUUCAAGCUAAAAAAUGAUGUAAGAGGAGACUUAUUAAAAAAGGGCUUCUGGGAUUCUUAUAAAGUGUGGGACUUGCAUGGAGAAGUGUUAGCUAGAGUUGAAAAUUCUAAUGUCACACAUAGAGAUGAAGUAGAGGAUGAUAGCACUGAAGAUGAUGACAUUACUGGAAUGAUUCACGAUGCUUGUGGAUAUACAAAUGUGGAGAAUAAUACGAAUUCUUCAGAGGGUAAUGAAGAGCCAAAUAUCCAUGCAACAAAGUUCUACAAACUAUUAAAAGAUGCUCAGACAGAACUUUAUCCUGGUUGCACAAAAGUCUCAAAGUUGUCUUUUAUUGUUAAAUUACUUCACUUGAAGUGUCUUAAUCAUUGGAGCAACAAAUCGAUGGAUGAGUUAUUAAUCUUCUUUAAAGAAGUUCUUCCCAAUGGGUCAUUUGUGCCUACCUCUUUCUAUGAAGCAAAGAAAGUUCUUCGUGACCUAGGCUUGGGGUAUACCAAAAUAGAUGCAUGUCAGAAUGAUUGUAUUUUAUAUUGGCGCGAUUAUGCCAAUGCUCAAUCAUGUCCCAAGUGUGGUAAGUCUAGAUGGAAGUCACAGGAACACAAAGGCAAGAAAGUAGCUCAUAAGGUAUUGCGACAUUUUCCUAUCAAACCAAGGCUUCAAAGACUAUACAUGGCAAAAGAGACAUCAAAGAAAAUGAGGUGGCACAAGGAAGACAAUAUUGAUGAUGGUGUCAUGCGACAUCCGUCUGACUCAAUAGAAUGGAAAUCUUUCAAUGAGCAUCAUCCUACUUUUUCAGAUGAAUUAAGAAAUGUCCGAUUAGGUUUAGCAAGCGACGGAUUCCAACCUUAUGGAAAUAUGAGUACCAAUCAUAGCAUUUGGCCUGUCAUUCUAGUUACAUAUAAUCUGCCACCAUGGGAUUGCAUGAAGAGUUCAUAUUUCAUGAUGACACUUCUUAUUCCAGGCCCUAAGUCUCCUGGCAAUGAUAUUGAUGUAUACUUACAACCAAUGAUUGAAGAGUUGAAAGAAUUAUGGGAUGGGGUGGAGACUUAUGAUGCACACUCAAAAUAUAAUUUUCUUAUGCGUGUGGCUCUCAUGUGGAUGAUUAAUGACUUUCCUGCAUAUGGGGACCUUUCUGGAUGGUCAACCAAAGGAAAGCUUGCAUUUCCUUGUUGCCAUAAAGACACACAAUCGAUUUCCUUACGUAACAAGUUGUGUUAUAUGGGUCAUCGUCGCUUCCUUCCCACAAAUCAUCCAUGGCGUAGAAAUAGGGUGUUAUUUGAUGGGAAAGUGGAAAUAGGUGUCGCACCUAGCCCUUUAACAGGUGAUGAAGCACUUAUACAGUUACAAAAUUUGGGCAAUGUGAGUUUUGGUAAAUGA